Molecule: messenger RNA, 1899 nt
Organism: Ruditapes philippinarum (Manila clam)
Lineage: Eukaryota; Metazoa; Mollusca; Bivalvia; Venerida; Veneridae
Exons: 1
Biological process (GO): positive regulation of DNA-templated transcription
Cellular component (GO): nucleoplasm; chromatin
Molecular function (GO): zinc ion binding; ubiquitin-protein transferase activity
Source: RefSeq, a predicted model, not a curated record
ACUUUAAACAGGAAGACAUUGCCAUUGAAAAAAGGCUAAGGUACAGCUAGACUUUAGGCUAUUAGCAAAUUUCAACAAAAAAUGACGACUUAUAAUGAAAAGAGUACAGAUGCUGCAGUAAAUAUUAGUUCAGAUGACUUUGAGAAGUCAGCUGAUGCCACAGAAAACAACAAAAGUACAGAUCCUACCGAAAAAAGCAAACCUAUGGAUGCUACUGAAAAAGGCAAAGUAAGGAUACUACAGGCAAAAGCAGAAGUAGAUAAUACAGAAAAAAGCCAAGGUAUGGACAAAGAGAUAUUUUGUGAUCCUUGUCAACGUAAUAACAAGUAUAAAAUUGCAGAAGGAUUCUGUGUGGACUGUGAUGAACAUUUAUGCUCUAGUUGUUUUAAUAUUCACAAGACAUUCCGAGUUUUACAACAUCAUGUGCUAGUAGAUAAAAAUAGUGUGCAAGAGAACCAAACUGGAAAUGUCAAGGACAUAUGUGUUGACAGGUGUCUUUCACAUACUGACAGGGUCAUAGAAUAUUUCUGCCAGUCAUGUGACAAACUUUGCUGUUCUGUGUGUAUCAUAAAGGGACAUAGGCACUGUGAAACAGUGGAUUUUAUUCCAGACAUUGUUGAAAAUAUAGAACAUAGUAAAGUCUUCCUAGAUGUAAAUGAAACAAUUCAUAAUCAGUCUGUUUUACUUGCAGAACAAGGCGAAAAAUGUAAAAUUAAUCAGGACAAACGUAAGAAGUUAAAAGAUUCCGCUAAAGAGGAUGUAAAAACAAAAUGCCAAGAGAUUCGUGACUGGUUGAAUAAAAACGAGAUAGAAAUGGAGAGGAAAAUAGAAACCAAAUAUACUGAACAACAACAAAGAUUUGACAUGGUCUCAAAUGAGGUCACACACCUGACAAAUGACCUUGAGAAGGCCAAAUUAAGUCUAACCACAAAGAAAAACUCGAGUCAAAGAUGUCAACUAUUUGUAGCAUUACAAAAAGCAAAGUUAACCACUAAAAAAGUAUACACAAGGCUACAAGAGUUAGAAAAAAUUAAAACAAUUCAAAAUUAUCGUUUCAAGGAAGCACCAUUCCUCCAAGAUGUUAAAAAGCAUACAGAAUUAGGCAUGCUUGAAGAAAUAAAGUCAGAUACAAAGAAAAAUAUAAAGUUUCUAUAUUCAUUUGAUACAGGUCUUGAAGGGAAUCCAGGAAGAAUGUGUAUGAUGUAUGACAAUAUAUUACUUCUUCAGAAUUAUUCUAUAAUGAUGCUUGAUCCAGGCAGGACACAACAACAAAUCCUUUCUGAAUUGAAAUUGAAUUCAACACCUGCUGACAUUACAAAAAUAUCUCAGAGGGAAGUUGCAGUUACGUUCCCAGAUGACGGUGUUAUAACUAUCUUUGAUGUUACCCCUGAAGGACAAAUCAAAGAAAAACAGAAAAUAGAUGCUGGGAGGGAUUGCCAUGGCAUCCAAUACUUUAAGAAGAGCUUUAUAGUCACUUAUUGCCACACUCUAUCAGGAUCUAUCAAAAUUAUUGACAUGUCUGGACACCUCAUAAAAGAAUUAGUUGGGAGCUCACCAUUGGUGUUCCAACUUCCAAUUGGUUUGGCUCUAAAUCAGAGAAGUGGUAUUUUGUAUGUAUCGGACAAUAGUGAUGAUACGGUUACCAGUCUUACUUUAGACAGCACCAUAAUAAAUGUGUAUAAAUGUCAACCUUUAUAUCUCUAUGGAGUGAGCUUAGAUGAAAAUGGGUCUGUUUAUGUAUGUGCUUGUUGUCUAAAGGAAAUUCACCAACUUUCAGACAAAUGUAGUUUGGUUCAAAUUUUGGAAAUUGAAUUUAAAACAUACUUGCAUGUACUGUUUUCAGAGACAAAUAACUUAAUGUAUGUCAGCACAUAUCAUGAGGGGAUCAUGGUAUUUAAA